Molecule: messenger RNA, 1305 nt
Organism: Penicillium nucicola
Lineage: Eukaryota; Fungi; Ascomycota; Eurotiomycetes; Eurotiales; Aspergillaceae
Exons: 2
Coding region: 1-1305 (434 amino acids)
Biological process (GO): carbohydrate derivative metabolic process
Molecular function (GO): carbohydrate derivative binding
Source: RefSeq, a predicted model, not a curated record
AUGACCAAAGAACGCAGUCACAGCCUCCAAUGGCCCCUCACCCCUCCCGAUUCUGAUUCCUCCGAUCCUCAACCCCCCAAAGACGUCUCAUCCGUCGUAACAGCAAUCCAUGUGAUCUCAACAGAGCGCGCAGCCCUCGCCCACCUCGAACACAUCUACCAAACCGACGCGCGAGCCCAGCACGACCUCGCCCGCGCCGUCGAGCAGAUUGCGCGCAGCGUGCGCGAUGGCGGCAAAUUGGUUGUCUGCGGGGUUGGCAAGAGCGGCAAGGUCGCGCGCAAGAUCGAGGCCACAAUGAAUAGUCUGGGGGUGUACAGCGCGUUCCUGCAUCCGACCGAGGCUUUGCAUGGGGAUCUGGGAUUGGUUCGGCCGAAUGAUACGAUUCUUUUAAUUUCUUUUUCGGGGCGUUCGCCUGAGCUGCUUUUGCUGCUUCCGCAUCUGCCUGCUACUGUGCCUGUCAUCGCCCUGACGUCUCAUAUACAUCCCGCCGCAUGUCCGUUGCUGGCUUUGCACGGGCCGUCGGGGAUGGGGAUUUUGCUGCCUGCGCCCAUCCAUGAGGAUGAGGAUACCUCGUUUGGGGUUAGUGCGCCUACUUCAUCGACGACGGUGGCUUUGUCGCUGGGCGAUGCGUUGGCCAUUGCUACGGCGCGCAAGCUGCACACUGCAUCUGGGAAGACUCCCGCAGAGGUCUUCCGGGGAUUUCAUCCUGGUGGUGCUAUUGGGGCUGCUGCUGCGGGUACGCCAUUGACAACGCCUUCCAGUGGUAUGUCGACAAUGUUUGACUCGCCGGCUUCGUCUGUUUCGCUUCCUUGGGAGGAUAUAGGGGGUUCGUCGAUAAUUCCUCCUUUCAAUCUUCAAUCACCGCAUGCGCAGCAACAGAUAUCGUUGGAUAUGUUAGUGCCGCUUGAUCAUAUUCCUACGGCCUCGUCGUCUUCGUCUGGUGAUCUGCGGUUACUCGAUAUCCUCCUCACAGCUAUCCAGCAUCCUAAUGCCAAAUCAUGGGUGUUCUUGUCACCGGAUGAAAUCAUUCCUCCUCGGCAGACUCGCUCUUUACUGUCGCCUAGUGGGAAUAUGGAUAUGCGUGUGUCUGACGUGACGACUGAGGACUCUAAUACUCCAUUUGCUAUCCACCGAAGCAAGUGGCUCCUUGUUCCAGACUCGACACCACUCACAGACCUCCGACACAAAAUAUGUGCGUCUCAAAAUGGACCACACCCGAUCUCUGUGGUCGCUGUGGUGAAAGACAUGAAAUACCCCGAUAGCUGUAUCGGAGUAAUGGAGGCCGAAGAUCUUCUGGAUGCAUGA